Molecule: messenger RNA, 4277 nt
Organism: Halichondria panicea
Lineage: Eukaryota; Metazoa; Porifera; Demospongiae; Suberitida; Halichondriidae
Product: rho GTPase-activating protein 4-like
Exons: 17
Coding region: 177-4055 (1292 amino acids)
Biological process (GO): negative regulation of cell migration; signal transduction
Cellular component (GO): cytoplasm
Molecular function (GO): protein binding
Source: RefSeq, a predicted model, not a curated record
GUGUUUAUGUUGUCACGUGCCGUGCAAAGUAAAUAAUUAAUGAGAGUACAUGGAAAAUGAGAUAUAUGGCAGCCUAGUAGAAGGACUACUAACUCAGACGCUGCUAGACUUUUGUCGUUUGCCACUCUUGUCAAAUAGAUCUACAUAACAUCUGUGAAGAUCACUAAAGAAUUAUCAUGACUAAUAAAGGUCCAAUAAACUUGGACAGCCAGUUGAAAGACAUACGCAAACACCUCACCGAUCAGCUGGGAUGUCUUGAGUUCAGGAUGGAUUCCAAACUCUCCCUACUUCAGGAAUACCAGGAGUUCUUCAAACGAAGAGGGGAAGUUGAGUAUGAGUAUGCUCGAUCCAUUGAGCGACUCUGUGAAAAAUUUGAACGGAAUACCAAACAGCGAAACAUCAGAAAUGAGGUGCGCUCUACCUUCAACCUUUGGUCAACCCUUCUCGCUGAGACUCGUAAGGUGUCUCGUGAACGUGCCAGCCUGGCUGAGGUAAUGGCGUCAGAGAUGGUGGCACGAUUGGAGGUCAUGGCUAAAGACGUGCAGGUCCUCACCAAGAAGUGUAAGGAGAUGUGUGUUGAGGUUCAGGAUAACUUAUUGAAAGAGAUAAGAGAUCUGAGUGAGCAAACCAAAGUCUACCAACACUCGUGUCACAACACAAAUGAGGCGUACAGCAAGCAGACCAAGAGCAAAGAGAAGAUAGACGCGUCAAAGGGUGCUCGCAAGAAGAAGGCCGUUGACAAGGACAUGGAGCGUCAGAGGCAGCACAAGGCCCAGAAGCACUUGCUCAUGAAGAACAGAAACGACUACCUGCUAGGAGUUGCACGAUGCAAUGCUCUCUCCAUGCAAUACUUCAACAUGGAUGUACUGGAUAUCAUUGAGUACAUGGAUUUCGACUACCACGACUCUUAUCGUCGCCUUAUGUGUUCUGUGCGUGAUGCCGAGUACGAGACGUGUGAGUCCAUAAAGUUGUCUGUAGACUCCAUGGUGGAGCAGGCCAAGACCCUUAACUUUGAGGGUGACCUCCACUACUUCCUGUCUGAAUAUUCCGCACCCUUCACCCCACCCGCACCCUUCCAGUUCACACCGUUCCAGGGAGACGAUGUGCAAGAGUACAAGGUGAACACUGAAGAUGUGUUCAAGAGGGCCAAAAAGAGUGUGCAAGACUUGCAAGAGGAGGUGCAGACACUCAAGAUUCAGAGAGAAGAAGAUGUAAAGACCAUCCAGCAUAUGCAGAAUGUGAACUUGAAAAAGUACCAGGUGACGUCAGUGGACGAUGCCCUGGCGGUAAUCGAAGAGAAUGGCGAUUCUAUGCCAAAUGAAGCAUCCAGGGGCACUGCCUCCCUCGAGAGGGGACUAUCCCUCUCUUCAAGAGGAGCCCACGCCGUGCAGCUCUCACAAAAGGGCAAAAAGGACACUCUGUUCUUUACUCUAGGGAUUGUGCAUCGCCGAGUACAGAGAGCAGACAGACUCUCUCUGGCAAGUUCACAACUGGACAUACUGGAGAAAGCACUUGAUGAGCAGAAAGUGCCUCCUGUUCCGGUGGGAGUGGAUGCUCAGGGCCGGCAGAUACCAGGGGAGGUGCCUAAGCUCUUUGGAGGAGACAUUGUAGAGUAUAUUGUGGCUACAGGUAGUGAAGUUCCUCUCGUAGUCAGAAGCUGUGUCAAAGCUAUUGAACAGUAUGGUGGUAUGACGAUGGAGGGUCUCUUCAGGGUGCCAGGACCAGCUGCGUACACAGACGAACUCAGGAAAGGAUUCGAAGAAGGUCGUGACCCCCUUGCCUACUCACAACAGAAGCCAGAUAUUUGUGCUGUGGCAAGCACCCUUAAAGCUUACUUCAGGGAACUCUCAAUACCCCUUUUCCCUUCGGAAAAAUACCGAGAGUUCAUUAACUGCACUCGACACGACACUAUGCAAGAACGGCUUGAGUCUAUUCAACUAACAGUCAACGUUCUGCCUCCACCUGUGAUCAGUGUCAUGAAGUACCUGUUUCGUUUUCUCAGUCGUGUUGCCGAGUUCAGUGCUGACAAUAAAAUGGGCACGGCUAAUCUGGCCCUAGUGUUUGGACCCACUUUGAUGCGAGCACCUGACUCCAUUGACCCACGGCAACUCCACACUGACGUGCCGUCCGUCAAUAUUCUGAUACAGCUGUGCAUUGAGCAGAAUGAGUUAAUUUUUGGGGAUGAAGAAGAAGAAGAAGAAGAGGAAGCCAAGCUGAGAAUUGAGCAGCAAAACAGGUCAAAGUCCCCACCUGCCCUAGCUCCAGAACCUCCUACUAGUGAGCUAGAGGCAUCAUUUGAGCUCACUUCCAAGGUGACUGUUCUUUCCACGUCUCCCCCAACAGAGCCUGCCAGACCACCCUCCUCACUAGUUCCACAACCUCAGGGGCUAGUAACAGACGAGUAUCAACCUACUGAAGCUGAGACGACCAAUGGCUUACCUCCACCUCCACUGCCCCCCAGAAGCUCGUUGCUACUAACUAAUGAUGAAUUCUUGAUUCCCCCUGAUCAUGAACCCCUUCCUCCAAGACCUCCCAAAAGUGAGCCUAGCCCACCUCCACCAGAAGAACCAGUGGUUGAGGAGCUCACCCUUUCCCCUGCUGAGCAAACACCACCAACAGAGGAGGAACCGGUGAAAGAGCCCACACCACCUCAGGAGGAAACACAGCGUGAGAAGCAGCCGACAUCUCCACGAGAAGAAACCAUUGUGGCUCCCUCCCAGCCGCAGACAAAUGAGGUGAUCCAAGCACUGGCGGAGGAUUUUUCGGAUUUGGAUAAGACAAUGGAGGAGAUCAACGACAGUCUGGUGGGGAUGGACACUGAGGUUACCAAGCCAUCCACCCCUGGUUCUGCUGAUGAACUCAGUGAUGAUGAGACCGACUCAGAGGAUGAUGAAGUUGUGAAGGCUGUGCAAGCUCAUGCUUUGUAUGACUACAAUGGCCGCAAUGACAAAGAACUCUCCUUCAAAAGGGGGGAUAUCAUCCAAGUCAUCGAGAAAACGCCAGACCACAACUGGUGGGAUGGCUUCCACGAUGGCAAGAGAGGAUUCAUCCCGGUAGCAUAUAUUGAGAUCCCUGAGUUUAAUUCUGCAGACCCUAACUCGUUGCCUGUGCCCACCCCCCCUCAGCGCAGGUCGAGCAUGCCAGCCAGCGAUGCUGGGGAACAUCCACCCUCCCCUAAGAAGACCAUUAAAGUACCCCAGCCGUCUAUUCCAGAAGACGAAACUAUGGUCGAUGAGAGUGUACAAAUUAUUACACCUGAACUUAUUGUCCAAUCCCCCUCUGAAACAGAGCUCUCGCCCGCUGCUGGGGGUGCUAUCCAUAUCCACACCCCUAGUGUACCUAUUCCCACUGUGCAAGAAUCAGUAUCCGAGCCAUCAACACCCUCAAUAGAAACAAAGAAUCAGAAAGAGGCCGAGAUGCACGCGUCAGUUCGUUCACUCAGUAAGCAGUUCCAAGAUCCAUCUCAGCAGAAGGUCCUAGUUGAACCACACUCCACAGGUGCACAUCGAAGGCAACGUUCAACAGACUUUGCUGCUCAGAAGGGGACAGAGGCUGACGACAUCCCUAGAUCAUCCUCUACUGGAAAUAAAGUAGGGAAGAUGGCAUCGGUGUUUGAGAGCAAGUCAGCACCUCCACCUACUGCUCCGUUAAUCUCUCCUAAACCUAGAGUACGUCCUCCUGCUCCUGGCCCACCAGCCACUGGUCAUACUUCCAGCUCGGAUCAUCAACCCCCUGCAUUCCCUCUCAUGUCUCAUCCACAACCCGGGGGAGCUGCUGGGAUUUCCCCCUUGCAAAGAGCCGCCCAUCAAGGUCAACAAAAACCCGUGCCAGCUGAUAGGAAGCCUGCUGCUCCACUCAAGGUGGGCAAAGAGCCUAAGUUAAGGGGGGUUAGACGAGAGAAGAGUGUAAAAGAGAAGGGCAAGCCAACGAAUGCUGCAGAGAAAGGCAAGCCACCGACUGCUGCUAAACCUCCUGGUUUUGGUGCUCCUCCUGGAAGUAAGGAAUUUAACGCUGAACUGGCAGCAAAAAUAGCACGGAAGCAAGAUCCUAAAUAAAUUAACGUGAUGAAUGUACUUAUGUAGGGAAGCAUCGUUGAUAUCGUUGAUAUCUGCACGUGUGAUAUUAGUGAAUGCUAAAUUAAUUCAGACAGCUCUAGAUUGUCGUUUUCUUUUGUUUCCAGAUGGUUGUUUUGUGUUGGGCUCUGUUAGACCUUUCAGUUAAUUUUAGUUAAUUUUUACACUCCCAGUUUUGUCUAAAUCAAUAAUUAUUAUUUGAAA